CCCAACUGGGUGGCCUGUCCACAACUCGAGAGCUCGACGCAUCUUAAACAUUGCAGGCCAUCCCCGCUAGUGCUAACCUCGACGCUCAACAUGAAGCUCCUUCUCGCAUGCACUCUCUUCGUCAGCUCGGCAGUGCUCACAUCAGCUCGUCAAUCAGCCAUAUGCUUUGCGUCCGAGGACCAAGUCAAGGAACAGGCGGCUUGCGUGCGGGACCAAGCCGGAGAGUUCAAUGACCGCCUGGACCUCGCCGUCAACAACCUCGGCUGCACGGACGACGUAUGCGCCGUCAAGAAGCUGUGCACCUUUGUGAGCACGGACCGGGCGCUCACGGCACUAUUUACGCGGCCAGAAAAGACACUUUUGCGGAGCCUGUCUCUUCGCUGCUCCGCUGCCGCCGCACUCGUGGGGUCGCCCGCCGUAGCUUUGCCGGUUCAAGCAGCUUUGCCGGCUGCGGCCUUGCCGUCGGCAGCACUACCAGUCGCAGCCGCUGGCCCAGGCUUCCUGGCUCCCAGGCCGUAUUUCUGGGGCGCGAAGGGUUUCGGAGCAUAGGGCGUUUGGUGCAAGGGCGUUCGGCGCAAGGGCUGUCGGCCUCGGAGCCUACGGCGCUGGUGCUUACGGCGCUGGUGCUUAUGGCGCUGGUGUUUACGGAGCUGGUGUUUACGGCGCUGGUGCUUACGGUCCGGGUGCUUACGGCCUCUGGUAACAAGUUCGACCGACGAACGGGAGGACUGGAAAAUUUCAGACUCGCAAAAGUAUUCAAUGCCGGCGUGUGCGUCAUGGAAAGUGACAAGUUUUCUCAAGAACUGAAAGCAACGAUAUACUGUACUGAGGUCAAAAUAAAUAUUUUUAUUGUUCAAACGAGCA
Messenger RNA from Dermacentor silvarum, 864 nucleotides. RefSeq names its product antimicrobial peptide microplusin. Lineage: Eukaryota; Metazoa; Arthropoda; Arachnida; Ixodida; Ixodidae. The record is from RefSeq and is a predicted model, not a curated record. The transcript is spliced from 6 exons. Bases 91 to 549 code for a protein of 152 amino acids.